This is a messenger RNA of Marasmius oreades (fairy-ring Marasmius), 954 nucleotides long. RefSeq lists its product as uncharacterized. The transcript is spliced from 5 exons. Gene Ontology annotation, biological process: protein phosphorylation; spliceosomal complex assembly; regulation of mRNA processing. Lineage: Eukaryota; Fungi; Basidiomycota; Agaricomycetes; Agaricales; Marasmiaceae. The record is from RefSeq and is a predicted model, not a curated record. Gene Ontology annotation, molecular function: ATP binding; protein kinase activity. Bases 1 to 954 code for a protein of 317 amino acids.
AUGCUAACAGGUUCCAAGACAUUCCUUUCCAAAAUCAAGAGCCGUCUCUUAGCCGCCAUCAAGUGGAAACAAGACCGGAACCACAACUGGCCCCAACCGAUUCGCUCUGGAGCUGAAGAGUAUCUCCCUUACGAUGUUUGGGACUCGCAAAAUCCUGCAGAGAGAUAUGCAUCCGCCGGAGACUUAUGUGCCCACCUUGGCGAUCAACUUCCAAUACCUCUCGUGAAGCUCAUCGCUCGAGAUGUACUUCAAGGAUUAAAGUACCUGCAUGGAAUUCGAGAGACAGUGCAUGGAGAUAUCAACCCAGAUUUCAUUCUCCUUGCUCCCCGAGACAUGAAAGCCAUUAUUACCCAGUUCACCGGCGACGCCAUCUCUCGUUACUCGUCUGACAUCUCGACGCUGUCAUUCCAGCCCCAGUACUUUAAUUACGAAGCACUAGUAUCGCCGGGGUAUGGGUCGUCGGUCAUCUUUCGAUUGUGCUAUCCCACUGUUGACCGGCCACGCAAUACUCCGUUCAGUGACAACUAUGGAAUGCGACCCCCCGAGGCCAUAUUGGGAGCACCUCGGAGUACUAGUGCAGACUUAUGGACCUUGGGCUGUGUGUUGUAUGAGCUUCUAACAGGGGAAAGUCUUUUCGAUCCCUUUUUCCAGACGGUGGAGCUUGGACUCGCACCAGAAGAAUCUCAUUUGAUCCAAAUCAUCGAACUGGUCGGCGAUUUGCCCCUAGAUCUUUUGAGGGCGGGAAAAUACACUAGGAAGUGGUUCGACGAAGAUGGUUCCCUUCGGCUGGAUACCACCUAUUAUCCCGUUUCUUUGGAAGAAGUACUCAAGAUGCGGAUCGAGGAGUCUGAUGUCCCGGAGGCAGCAGAUUUUCUAGGUUCAUUACUGAAGCUCCGACCAGAGGAUCGGACAAAAGCCGUGGAGCUACUAAAUCAUCCGUGGUUAAAGGCCUGA